Phanerochaete carnosa HHB-10118-sp is the source of this 1861-nucleotide messenger RNA. RefSeq lists its product as uncharacterized. The coding region runs from base 83 to 1861 and encodes 592 amino acids. Lineage: Eukaryota; Fungi; Basidiomycota; Agaricomycetes; Polyporales; Phanerochaetaceae. The transcript has 8 exons. The record is from RefSeq and is a predicted model, not a curated record. Gene Ontology annotation, molecular function: flavin adenine dinucleotide binding; monooxygenase activity.
ACUUAUAUGCUACUCGUCAUGCGAGACUAUAAUCAAGCUAGUGUCUCGCCACCCACACUCCCGCCGCCGCCGCAACCUCUCGAUGACCGAGCCAACCGACGCACAUUCUACUGCCGCAAACUGGCUUGCAGCAUUCGCACGAGCGGUCAGUGAUGGGGAUGCACAGCGUGUCGCAGCGACGUUCCUUACAGACGGCUGGCUAAGAGACGUUCUCACUUUCGUCUGGGACACCCGAUCCCUCCAUGGGCGGGAGGUAAUCCAACGCUACCUUACAGAAUCGAACCGCCUCUCUCUAGCCCAAGUUGCCAAUAUCGCUCUCGAGAAAGACCCAUUCUACACACCACGUGAGUCGUUCGCCCCAACAGGCGAUCGGGUUGGCGUCGAGACCGGGUUCACGUACGAGACGCGAUAUGCCCUUUGCCGAGGCUAUGCACACUUGCGGCAAGUUGAGGAUGGCACUUGGCAGGCUAUCACCGUUGGCAUGAUUGCCCUCGACCUCAAGGCUCAUCCUGAGCCGGCGAAUGUCGCUGCCGACCGGGAAGCCUCCGGUCGGACCUGGGAUGAGCUCGAGGUCGAGCGAAAGGCGAAGAUCGAAUCUGACCCGCAUGUCGUCAUUAUUGGAGCUGGACAAUGUGGCUUGAACACUGCUGCGAGGUUCCGGCAGAUGGAUAUCUCGACUUUGGUCAUUGAGAAGAACGCGCGCAUCGGCGACAACUGGAGAAAGAGGUACAAGAGUCUCUCCCUCCAUACUCCGGACUUCUAUGGUCAAUCGUUGUAUCAGCCCUACCCAUCUAACUGGCCCGAGUAUGCGCCCAGGGACAAAGUUGCGGACUGGUUUGAGUCGUACGCCGUCAAACAGCAUCUCACGAUCUGGACGAAGAGCGCCCUCGCUACGCAGCCCCGAUAUGAUGAAUCCGAGGGUGUUUGGCACAUCGCAGUCGAUCGCGACGGCAAGACCGUGAUGCUGCGCCCCAAGCACAUCGUGCUCGCAACAGGCAUACACGGCGUACCACGAGUACCCGACCUGCCCGACCGGGCCAGCUUCGCAGGCGCGGUGCUGCACGCGGCACAAUUCGUCGAGCCAGGGCCCUUCGCAGGUCAAAGCGUCAUUGUCGUCGGCGCCGGAAACUCGGCCAUCGACAUUUGUCAGGACCUCGCCACGAGUGGCGCGGCAUCAGUGACCAUGGUGCAGCGCUCGCAAACUUGCGUCGUCUCGCGAAGCUCUGUCAAGGAAGACAUGCGACACAUCUGGCUUCCUGGCGAGCCCGUCGCCGUCGGUGACUUCAAGCUCUCGGCGCAGCCGCUCGGGUUUUUCAAGGCGAUGGCCCAGAGCAUGCCUGAGGUGCUCUGGGCGCGCGAGAAAGAGCUACACGAGAAAUUGCGCAAAGGCGGACUUGAGUUGUAUCAGGGGCCAGAGGGAGAAGGGCAACUUCUGUUGGUCUUUGAGCGUGGUGGAGGCUUUUGGCUGGACAAGGGUGGGGCGGACCUCAUCGCGUCAGGUCAAAUCAAGAUCAAGCAAGGCUCUAGUCCAAAGUCCUUCGCGGAAGACGGCUUGGUCUUCUCCGACGGAUCCAAGCUACCCGCGGACGCGGUGAUCUUUGCGACGGGCUAUGAGCCCAUUCGCAAUGUCCAUAAGCACACUUUCGGCGAGGAGGUGAUUGGCCGCACGAGCAAGGGCUGGGGGCUUGACGAAGAGAGCGAAAUAGAAGGUUGUUUUAGGCCCUCAGGCCAUCCAGCGCUAUGGUACGCCAUUGGCGAUUUGUUCAACUCUCGGUUCAUGUCGAAGCAGCUGGCUAUUCUAAUCAAGGUAGCUGACCUGGGGUUAUACAAUCCUGAGCAGGAUCAGCGAAAGGGGCUGUAA